AUGCUGGGUGAGAUCCAUCGACGGAAUGGUAGUAUUCUGGACCGUGAUUUCCCCGCUCUUUGUGGCUUUACUCGAGAAGAACUGAUUAAGAAUUUCUAUGAUGAAAUUGAGACUUUGGGAAAAACCAACGACAGUAGUACCGAGGAAGUACUUGACGUCUUGAGUCGUCGAUACGGGGGUUAUCGCUUCCACCAUCCCGGCAUACAGCUCUUCCACCCAUGGAGUGUACAAAAGCGUUUUCAUGAAAGUGAAUUCGGUGAAUACUCAGACCAGAUAGGCAUUCCCGAGGUGCUAAAGCUGUUACGAGAGGGCAACUACAACCUAUCUGCCCUAUUGGGUAGAUUCGGUCUCGAGUGUGAAUCCGACGUCGGCUACGGUGUUGGAGCCGGGUGUUGA
Molecule: messenger RNA, 396 nt
Organism: Gregarina niphandrodes
Lineage: Eukaryota; Apicomplexa; Conoidasida; Eugregarinorida; Gregarinidae
Product: AAA-ATPase
Exons: 1
Coding region: 1-396 (131 amino acids)
Source: RefSeq, a predicted model, not a curated record